AUCUGAGAGGCUGUCCUCCAGGCUUAAGUCGUCAGAAAAUCCACUGAAUAAAACAUAAUUCUCAACUUUUAGGUUGCACUUUUUUUUUUUCAGUCUACAAGUAGGAAGCUUCUCUUUGUGGAAGGUAUUCAGAGUUUGUUGACUGAAGUCAGAGGAACUGUGUACUAAUAUGCCUUGCUCUGAGACCAUAAGAUCUCAAAUUACUUAGCUCCUCUGAGCCUGUUUUCCUCAUCCACAACAUGAGAAUUAUAAGGAUAAAGUAACAGGUGUGAAAAUAGUAACAUGUUGUAUAAAUAUUAUUACUGAUUUUUUCCCCUAAACCCCAAAUAAAAGACUGAACUUCUAAUCAACUGAAUGAACUUCUAAUCAAGGAUAGGUAACUAAGGGUACCAAUCAUUGUUCCUAAUGCAGUUGUUAUAGAAAUCUGCCCCUCUUUUUCCUCUAAUUUUCUUUUUCUCUCCCUCCUUAGGUUCAAUAUUGACCCACAGGCACACUGCUUAACUCUUCUAGAUGCCACUCAAAACCAACAAGAUUGCCGACCUCUGUGCUAAUGAAUUUCUUCACCACCGCAACCAAGGAAGGAUAUGAUAUGAGGCCAGUGGACAUAACUCCUUUAGAACAAAGGAAAUUAACGUUUGAUACGCAUGCAUUGGUUCAGGACUUGGAAACUCAUGGAUUUGACAAAGCACAAGCAGAAACAAUUGUAUCAGCAUUAACCAUUUUAUCAAAUGUCAGCCUCGAUACUAUCUAUAAGGAGAUGGUCACUCAAGCUCAACAGGAAAUAACAGUACAACAGUUAAUGGCUCAUUUGGACUCCAUCAGGAAAGACAUGGUCAUCCUAGAGAAAAGUGAAUUUGCAAAUCUGCGAGCAGAGAACCAGAAAAUGAAAAUUGAAUUAGAACAAGUUAAGCAACAACUGAUAAAUGAAACCAGUCGAAUCAGAGCAGAUAAUAAACUGGAUAUCAACCUAGAAAGGAGCAGAGUAACAGAUAUGUUUACAGAUCAAGAAAAGAAACUUAUGGAGGCAACCACAGAAUUUACCAAAAAUGAUACCAAAACCAGAGGUAUUAUUUCAGAGACCGGUAACAAAAUUGACACUGAAAUUGCUUCUUUAAAAACCCUAAUGGAGUCUAACAAGCUUGAGACAAUUCGUUACCUUGCAGGUAAGGCUGUGUUUGUCAGAGAAAGGAAUUACUGUCAUUUGAUUUUCGGACUUAUUAGCUCCUACCUCCCAAGGUAGCCAUGGGGCACAGAAGAAAAACAGGAGGAGCUGUAACAGAUCUCCUUUAUUGUUUGGUUCCCUGGAGUACUUGGAAAAUGUAAGUUUAAUAGGCAGUAAAUUUAGGAUAUAAGUUUAACAGGCAAACUCUGCAUCCUCCUAAUGGGAAAAAGCAUAUGGAUGUCAAAGAUAAACAUAAACACAAGUACAUUAGGAAAAAGCAUAUGGAUGUCAAAGAUAAACAUAAACACAAGUACAAAACGAUGCAAAGAUACACUGGGUAUUCCACAAUGAAAAAAACGAAAAUUUUUAGAUAAAGAUCACCAAAAUAGAUAUAGACCAUUAAAAACCACAGCAAGCAAAGGGGCAAAAACUACCUCCUAUCUUGAAUCCAACUGACAGAGCAGGGAUACUACCCAAAAUUAGAUUAUUUGUCACAUACUGAGUUCCUUAAGUACCAUGUGACCUGACCAAUUUACACAGCCCCAAGGAGUUAGAAAGAAUGCCCUAGUCGAGUAGUACAUUUUUCUUUGUAUAAAAAAGUAAUACAUUUUCAUCCUAAAUUGUUCAUAUAAUUCAAAAGCAAUAUAGUAAAAGUGAAAGCCUUCUCCCUCCCCAUGUGUAUUUACUAUUAGUAGUAUAUAUCUUUCUAGGCUUUUCCUUCUAUAUGUGAACAUUGCAGAUUUUUUAAACAGUAAUUAGAUGAUACUGUACAGAGUACAACUUCUAAAAAUUUAACCAAAUGUUUUGAUUAUCUUUCCACAUGAAUACAUAUAUAGACUUUUUUUUUUUACUAGAAAACAUACUAUUCCAUUGUAUGAAAAUACCAUAAUUUAUUUAUCCAAACCUCUAUUAA
Messenger RNA from Delphinapterus leucas (beluga whale), 2075 nucleotides. The record is from RefSeq and is a predicted model, not a curated record. Lineage: Eukaryota; Metazoa; Chordata; Mammalia; Artiodactyla; Monodontidae.